Momordica charantia (bitter melon) is the source of this 1196-nucleotide messenger RNA. RefSeq names its product S-formylglutathione hydrolase (gene SFGH). Gene Ontology annotation, cellular component: cytosol. Lineage: Eukaryota; Viridiplantae; Streptophyta; Magnoliopsida; Cucurbitales; Cucurbitaceae. The record is from RefSeq and is a predicted model, not a curated record. Gene Ontology annotation, biological process: formaldehyde catabolic process. Gene Ontology annotation, molecular function: S-formylglutathione hydrolase activity.
UCCACUUUAUUGCUUACUGAAACUCAAUAUCUCAUCAGUCGAUCGGCGCUCCCCAUUUUCAUCCAUCUUCGAAUUCCAUCGUCAGAAAUUCUGCUUGAAAUUCUCUGAAAAUGGACGCCAAGCCCACCGAGAUCAGCAGCUCCAAGAUGUUCGGAGGUUACAACCGAAGAUACCGCCAUUACAGUCCAACUCUUGGCUGCUCCAUGACCUUCCACAUCUACUUCCCUCCUUCUCCUCUGCCGUCCCACAAAUUUCCGGUACUGUACUGGCUCUCUGGGCUUACCUGUACGGAUGAGAAUUUUAUAAUUAAGUCAGGGGCUCAACGCACUGCUUCCAGUGAAGGUGUUGCUUUAAUUGCACCUGAUACAUCUCCAAGAGGCCUGAAUGUGGAAGGAGAGGCAGAAAGUUGGGAUUUUGGUGUUGGUGCUGGAUUUUAUCUCAAUGCUACACAAGAGAAAUGGAAAAAUUGGCGUAUGUACGAUUAUGUUGUAAAGGAGUUACCUAAACUCCUGAGUGACAACUUUUCUCAGCUUGAUACAUCACGGGCAUCCAUAUUUGGUCACUCUAUGGGUGGGCAUGGAGCUCUAACAAUCUACCUGAAAAACUUGGACAAAUAUAAGUCAGUAUCUGCCUUUUCGCCCAUUGCGAAUCCUAUAAACUGUCCCUGGGGCCAGAAGGCAUUCACAAAUUAUCUUGGUAGCAACAAAGCUGACUGGGAGGAAUAUGAUGCUACUCAUCUAAUAUCUAAGUUUCACGAUGUAUCUGCUACCAUUCUAAUUGAUCAGGGGGAGGACGACGAGUUCUUACAUGGACAGUUGCUGCCACACAAGUUUGAAGAGGCAUGCAGGGCUGUGAAAGUUCCACUCCUGUUGAGGCUGCAACCAGGUUACAAUCACUCUUACUUUUUCAUUGCUUCUUUCAUUGAAGAUCACAUCCGUCACCACUCUCAAGCUCUUAGGCUUCCUUAAAAGCUUGUGCUGCUUAUGAUCUGCUGUCUCUCAUAUCUAAUUUUCUAUCCUCUGAGAAGUUAAGGCAUGGUGGCUCUGUAAUUUUGGUGAAUAUGGUGAUGUUAUUUCAGUGUCUUCUGGAUCUCCAGUGUGAAUGGUAAAAUUGUCUUUGCUUUGGCUCCUUGCUAGAUAUUAUAAUAGAAGCUUAUUUUAGCCUAAUAAUUUUUCAUUUUAUUUGUUGGGUUUAAA